ACUCUCCUAUAAGUAGCCCUUUUAGCUUCCAGUACUACAGUAGCCUGCCCCCAUAUCCAUUCACUUGGUUGGUUUCCUGACAUUGGGAAUUGGACCAAGAAUGGAAUCUCAGGACAAUAAGAAAUCUCAUGAAGAGAAGCAGGAGGAGGUGAAGAUCAAGGGAGAUGAUAAGAGAAAGAAACUUGGAGGCAUUAAAGCAACUCCAUUCAUCCUUGCAACUGAAAUAUUUGACAGAUUCUCUACCAUUGGUUUCCAUGCCAACAUGAUAACGUACCUUACUCAGCAGCUGAACUUGCCUCUUGUAAGGGCCUCUAACAUUGUCUCAAACUUCGAUGGAACCUCCAGCUUAACACCUUUGAUCGGUGCUUUGAUUGCUGACUCAUUUGCUGGCCGAUUUUGGGCCAUUAUCGUUGGUUCCAUUAUCUUUGAACUGGGAUUAAUUAGCUUCACCACAACAGCACUACUGAAAUCACUACAUCCUCCACCUUGUCCAACGCUUGUGGACUGCAAAGAGGCUUCGAAUUUCCAACUAAGCACCCUCUACUUGUCUCUACUCCUCUUAGCUAUUGGCUUGGGUGGAACUAGGCCUUGUGUUAUGACCUAUGCCGCAGACCAAUUGGAUAUGAGCAAAUCAAGCGUCGAAUCUCGAAGCUGGAACUUUUUCAAUUGGUACUAUUUUAGCUUGGGAUUAGCAAGAGUAACAGCAGUGAGUGUUGUGGUCUACAUACAAGAUAAUGUGAGUUGGGGGUGGGGUCUUGGAAUACCUACUAUCGCCAUGGGUAUAGCUUUCAUUGUCUUUCUAGCUGGUUCUCCGCUUUAUAAGAAGGUGAAACCAGGAGGAAGCCCAUUGGUCAGAGUAACUCAAGUGAUUGUUUCUGCUAUAAGGAAGAGAAAAGCUGUGGCUCCAGAAGAUUCAAGUCUCUUGUACCAAAACAAAGAACUUGAUGCUGCUAUAUCUGUACAUGGAAGGCUUUUACACACCCCUCAGUUCAAGUGGCUUGAUAAAGCAGCAGUAAUGAAGGAUGGUGAAGCAACAGAUUCCAACCCACCAAAUCCAUGGAAGAUAGCAACCGUGCAUCGAGUAGAGGAGCUAAAAUCCUUUCUCAGAUUGCUUCCAGUUUGGGCAGCAGGGAUUCUACUUGUCACAGCUAAUUCACAUAGUGGCAGCUUCAAUACUCAACAGGCUUGGACUAUGAAACGUCAUCUGUCAAAUUCCUUCCAAAUUCCACCAGCUAGCAUGUCCGCCUUCGCUAUCCUGACCGGGAUGAUAGGGCUCGUUCUCUACGAACGCCUCUUCGUGCCCUUUGUGCGAAGAUUCACAGGAACCCCUGCAGGCAUCACAUACCUACAAAGAAUGGGCAUAGGCCUAAUCUUCAACAUUCUCACGUCAAUUGUUUCAGCAUUGGUUGAGAAAAAGAGAAGAACAGUGGCAGAGCAUCAUAACUUAUUGGAUAACCCUAAAGCCAUUGUUCCUAUAAGUGUAUUCUGGCUAGUUCCUCAGCUUUCCCUUCAUGGAAUAUCAGAAAUCUUCAUGACUGUUGGACAGUUGGAAUUUCUCUAUGAUCAAUCCCCAGAAAGCAUGAGAAGCAUUGCUUUAGGGUUAUUUUGGAUAGCAAAUUCUAUGGGAAAUUACUUGGGCACAUUUAUGGUGUCAUUAGUUCAUAAGUACACAGGCCACAAGAACAAUUGGUUACCUGACAGGAACCUUAAUAGAGGAAAGCUGGACUAUUAUUAUUGGCUUGUAACAGGCAUCCAAUUAGUAAAUUUUGUGUAUUUUGUAAUUUGUGCCUGGUUUUACAAUUACAAACCCUUGGAAGAAGACAUGGAAGCAGAUUUUAAAGCAUCUGAAGAUGGUGCUGCAGGGAAUUGAGAGGUAGAACUUGGUACAGCUGAAAAGGUUUACAAUUGUUGAUGAUAUUAUUUCAUUGUAAUUGUACUGUACAACAUCAUACCUCGUUUGCCUUCACCUACUUUCUGUGAAGACAUUCUUCCAUGAAUUAAGUUGCAACUACAGUAUCUUUGAUUGAAUUAUAAAAUAGAUUAAUUUAUUGAGUUA
This is a messenger RNA of Populus nigra (black poplar), 2056 nucleotides long. RefSeq names its product protein NRT1/ PTR FAMILY 3.1-like. Gene Ontology annotation, biological process: transmembrane transport. Gene Ontology annotation, molecular function: transmembrane transporter activity. Bases 101 to 1870 code for a protein of 589 amino acids. Gene Ontology annotation, cellular component: plasma membrane. The record is from RefSeq and is a predicted model, not a curated record. NCBI's taxonomy places the organism in Eukaryota, Viridiplantae, Streptophyta, Magnoliopsida, Malpighiales, Salicaceae. The transcript is spliced from 4 exons.